AAUGUAGACGGGACGUUUCCGUGCUGUCGGCUGAUUGCGACAUUUCCGAGUGCACCUAAAUGCAGCCUGAAUGAAACCUCUCAUGUCAACGGGGGAAGCGAAAUUAGCCGUUAGCCGUGUGCUCUGAUCGAAGCUAACAGUUAAACACCCAGUGGAACAGGAAGCUGACACGUUAGCACCCAGUGGAACAGGGAUUGUCACAUGGAUCCUCCUCGGCAAUCUAAGAAUGCUCACAUGAAUCGAGAGCCGAAGCGCAAACAGGAUCAGGCAAGCACCCCUCCUCAGAAAGAUGCUUAUGCCAGACUUCUGAGCCAGCACCGCAGCAGCAAGUUCAAUUCGUAUCUGGAACAAUAUUCAAAGGACUUGUCAUUUCAAAGGGAAGGACAUUUGCCAAGCACCCUGGUCAAAGCCCAGAGUGACAGGCUGAACAUACCACAGCACAAAAGGGACCAAAUGUUUAAUGAUUUCUCUGAUUCAAGUGACUUCUCCCCCUCAUCUUUGAAAAGUAAAGAAGAGGAAAGUUCACUGUCUUUGCACAUGGAGAGGCUGAGUGGUCAUACUGCGCCGCAGGACUGUGAAAGGAAGCAAGAUGUCACUGACAGGCAGCGACGUGGGCCGAGGAGAGACACCACCACCAGCCAAGACGGAGACAUUGAAUCUGGAGAGGAGUUCAGCUCCCUCACACAUAAUGAGUCCAAGAAGCAGCAAAAGAAAAAUAAGGACUUUGUUGCCUUUAAAGAGCCCAAUUUCGAUGGACGUCCUCAGUCCCCAAAGAAAGCUGGCACAAGUGGACAGGAGCAAGAGAAGAUGAAGAAGCCGAAGAAAAAGAAUCUGCCCCAGCACCCAGAAGAAGAGAAGAGCCCAGAAGUGUCUGGAGCUUAUACUUACAUGUCAAGGCCCAAGUCUCCUCAUGGUAAAGACAAGAAAUCGCAGCAAUCCCAAGCUUCAACUACCUAUACUCCAGCAGACAAAAGCAAGAACAAAGGAGGCAAAGGAUCCAAGAAACAAGUGUUUGACUCUUACAUGACAGCAGAGGAAGUUUCCCACGGCCUGAAGAGAGGAGAGCUUAUUCAAGGACAACUAAGAAUCAACCCUAAGAAGUACCAGGAAGCUUUCAUCCCAUCUCCUGAUGACAUGCGGGAUAUAUUUCUGGAUGGGAUUGUAGCUCGCAACAGAGCGUUGAAUGGAGACAUUGUGGUGAUACAAGUCCUACCUCGAGAGCAGUGGAAGGUUGUGAGGUCAGAUACUGACUGUGAUGGUGCCAGUGAGUCAGAGACACAGAAAGAACAUGUGGUGAAAACACCUCAGAAGAAGAAAGAGCACACCUGCAGGCCUGAUGCUACUGUGGGCGAUCACUGUAGGGACCAGGAUGAACUCUUAAGCAAGGUUCAGAAUAUCACCCUCACUGACACAGAUCCGUCCACCCCUCGGCCCAACGGGGAAAUACUCCAAAAGACUGCUAAGGUGGUCUACAUCGUUGAGAAGAAACACUCCAGAGCAGCGACAGGCUUCCUCAAGUUCCUACCAGACAAACCCUUUGUCAUGUUUGCCCCCAUGGACCACCGGGUGCCUCGCAUUAAUGUUCCCCUGGUUGACUGCCCUGCUGACUUUAGUUCCCGCUCGGGUGACUACAUUAACACGCUGUUCAUCUGUCGCAUCACCAACUGGUCACCUGACAGCAACUUCGCAGAAGGAAAACUAGCUAAGACUCUGGGUCAAGCUGGAGAAAUCGAACCAGAGACAGAGGGCAUCCUGACGGAAUAUGAUGUGGAUUUUUCUGAGUUCUCCGAUGAGGUGUUGGGCUGCCUGCCUAAGAACCUGCCCUGGACCAUCCCACCUGAGGAGAUGAGGAAGAGGAAAGACCUGAGGAACGAGUGUAUCUUCACAAUCGACCCUGCCACUGCCAGAGAUUUGGACGAUGCUCUUUCCUGUAAACAACUCCCAGAUGGGAACUUUGAAGUGGGAGUUCACAUUGCUGACGUGAGCUAUUUUGUGGAGGAGGACAAUGCUCUGGAUGCAAUUGCCAGCCGAAGAGCAACUAGUGUGUACCUUGUUCAAAAGGUGAUCCCCAUGUUACCUCGGCUGCUCUGUGAGGAGCUGUGCAGUCUCAACCCUCUCACCGACAGACUCACUUUCUCCGUUAUUUGGAAGAUCACACCCGAGGGGAAGAUCCUGAGUGAGUGGUUUGGCCGCUCAGUGAUCCGCUCCUGUGUGAAAUUGAGUUAUGACCAUGCUCAGAGCAUGAUCAUGGCCCCAGAGAAAAUGUUCUCCGCUGAGGAGCUGCCACCUGUGGACCCUGUGCACCCCAUCGAUGAGAUCCACCAGGCUGUGCUCAACCUGCACACUAUUGCCAAGAACCUCCGAGCUCAACGUUUCUCAGGUGGAGCACUCAGGCUAGACCAGAUGAAACUUUCUUUCACCCUGGAUAAAGAAACCAUGAUGCCUCAGGGCUGCUAUGUUUAUCAAUACAGAGACAGCAACAAGUUGGUGGAAGAGUUCAUGCUGCUGGCAAACAUCGCCACCGCCCACCACAUCUACCGCAAAUUUCCGGAGCUGGCCCUGCUCAGGCGCCACCCUCCACCAAAAGCCAAGAUGGUAGAUGAGCUUCAGGAGCUGUGUGAGCAGUUGGGCAUCGACCUUGACCUGUCGACUGCAGGAACAUUGAAUAAGAGCCUCAAUACUAGUCUUGGUAAUGAUGGGUACUCCAGUGCCAGAAAAGAAGUCCUCACCCACAUGUGCUCCAGACCCAUGCAGAUGGCGUUGUACUUCUGCACAGGCGUAGUGAAGGACGAGCCGCUUUUUAAGCACUACGCCCUCAACGUUCCUUUCUACACACACUUCACCUCACCCAUCAGGCGCUACGCUGACAUCAUUGUGCACCGGCUGCUGGCUUCUUCCCUGAAGUGUGGGCCUCACUUAGGGCUGUCAACAGAGGAAGUGGGAAAACAGGCAUCACACUGUAAUGACAAGAAGACGGUGUCUAAGAGAGUCCAGGAGCUCAGCUCGGAGCUCUUCUUCGGAGUUUUUGUAAAGGAGUGUGGCCCCCUGGACUCUGAGGCCAUGGUGAUGGGGGUGUUGGAUCAGUCGUUUGAUGUUCUGGUUCUUCGCUACGGAGUACAGAAACGCAUCUACUGCAAGUCUGUUGCGGGCCUGGCCUCAUUUCACCAUCAUAAGGUGGGAAAGAAAUCUGAGCUGACCCUGGUCUGGACACCAGAUGACUUAGAGAAAUCUCCAGUGGAGCAGAUCAUUUCACUCUUCACUCUGGUGGAGGUGCAGCUCCAAACCGACAGCGCACCGAUGAAAUACAGCGCAGUGCUCAAGAGGCCCGAUGACAACGCACCAUAAAUACAGGGAUGCGCCCUGGUGCACACACACACUUAAACAGAAGUUUGGGAUUGCAUUUUUUCUUUUUGUUGAUUCAUAUUCUUGACAUGUAGUUUAGAAGCAGUGUUAUUGUGAGGGCAGGGCUGUCACAGAUCAGAUCAGAGUCAGAUUUAAUUUGAAGUUCCUGCUGAGUUUCUGUCUCAAUGUAAACAACCAGCCCAGUGCAAGUCAAGUUUUAAGCCACAAAUAACACCAACUUAUAAACCACCAAUAUUCAUUUUCAAAGCUUGGCAUCAAUCUAAUUUACGUAUGAAAUAAGUGGUUUGAAACAAAGAGAUAUUUAAAAUAAAAUCAGUCCAAGUCUUAGAAAAAGUCACUAAUGGUCAAACGUUUCUCUUUGUACGUAACUCAGUAUGGAUUUCAAAUUGUGUUUGGGCUCAGGUCUGACUGUGAAAUAAGCUGCAAUGACUUUUAUUUUGCUGAUGAUUUAUUGACCUAAUGAGGUCAGCGUUGAUGUGAUAUAACUGUUGCACAAUGUCAAUUGUGUGAAAACUGAUUUUUAACUGUUUUUAGUUCAAUAUUAUUGAUUUCCUAGGUAGAAAAGACACCCAUGUCUGUGUUUGCAAACUAUAUCACUACUUACGUUUGGCUGCGGUGGUUUUAAUAUAACUUGUGGUGGGCGUAGAGGAGUAAGGGCCCGCUCCCACAUAUGCAAAUGUUACAGCAGAGAUCAACUUAGAUGAACUUUGCCCCACAAUAUUCGCUUCACGUCAGUGUAUGUGUGAACGUGCCUUUUGACUACAUCAGAUUCAAGGAAAAGGAAGAAGAGAGUUUGCUUAGGAACAAAAUACCUCCUGCCGUGUGUCAUCCAUGACUUUUUUAUAGCACCUGUGUGUAUUUAUAGUGUUUUAUACAGGACCUGUUUUCUUUUGGAUGUGUCUGGGGUGUUAGUCGUGGGAAGGGAACGACUUCAGGUUAUUCAUGUCGAAGUCAUGAAGACCAGCUCACAGGAGAUGAUCAUUUUUAAAAUGAGGGCUUCAUGCAUUUAGCAUGUUCUAACAAGGUAGCAGAGGUGUGCCAAAGCUUCAUUAUUUAUCAACUCAUUGUUUUUUAACACAAAACAUGGGAAUGACUUGAAUGUAUGGUGACCGAGACGUCUCACACAAGCAUAUUAACAGAAAACAUGAAUGCAAAAACCACAUCACAACAGAAAGAGAAUCACAAUGGAAGGGAGCGACAAUGGAUUUUGACAAUGAAAAGUGCAGAGUUACUUUUGUACAGUACAUACGCUCCAUUCCAAGCAGCUAAAUCAUAACACCAAGAGUUUUCACAAACAACUGCUCACUUGACAACAGAAAGUAACUCUGUUGUCGCUCUCAUCUGUUGUGUUGUCACCUUUGCAUUUGUGUUGUCUGUUAACACGGUUGUGUGAGACGUCUCAGCCACCGUAUGAAUGUGAUUUGCUGCUGAAAACGUUUAGUGGCCUUAAGAUCGAAAUUAAUUCUAUGUUGGCUGAUGUGCUUUGUUUGUUUGUUUGGUUUUUAAUGAUCAAAUUUGUGCAGCACCAGUACUUUAUAGACCUCCUAAGUAUCAACUGUGAAUUUCAGCUUCACUUAAAUGAAAAUACAAAGGACUGGCUUUCAUUCCAGCUGCACAUUUUAAAACGGACCUGGGCUCCACCUUUGCUUUAAGUCAGUGUACGUCUUUAGUUGUCUCCUCAUUCUGACUCUAAUUGAACUGUGCCAUGUAGGUGUACAGAUUAGCUGCUACCUCUGAACAUUUUUUGGAAUUCCUUUUCAUUGCCAUCAUUUUUAGGCUUGUCAAAUUUUUCUUUUUGAAAACCUCCCAGCUGAUGCUUUUAAUUUAUUUUGUUUUACAUUGACAACAUGAGGCAUGAGCUUUAAAUGUAUCUUUAAACCAGUAAGUGGUUAGUUGUCAAAGACAACUGUAGUAGUAAAUGUGUCUUUGUGAUUAAACUUCAGUUAAAGCAAAUGAAGAUUUAACAACAACCUCUGUGUAUCUUCUGUAAAAUACACUCACCUGUAUCUGUCACUCUGGUUAAAAUGUAAAGUGCAUUUGUUCUCUGCUUCACCACCAUACAGAGAAGUAGAGCGCUGUCUUUGUGUCUUGGUAAAUAAAUACGUACAUGACAUCCACUGGGAAAA
Paralichthys olivaceus (Japanese flounder) is the source of this 5489-nucleotide messenger RNA. RefSeq names its product DIS3 like 3'-5' exoribonuclease 2 (gene dis3l2). Gene Ontology annotation, cellular component: P-body. NCBI's taxonomy places the organism in Eukaryota, Metazoa, Chordata, Actinopteri, Pleuronectiformes, Paralichthyidae. Gene Ontology annotation, biological process: miRNA catabolic process. The record is from RefSeq and is a predicted model, not a curated record. Gene Ontology annotation, molecular function: RNA binding; 3'-5'-RNA exonuclease activity.